This is a messenger RNA of Heteronotia binoei (common prickly gecko), 1415 nucleotides long. RefSeq names its product histone H3.3A. Lineage: Eukaryota; Metazoa; Chordata; Lepidosauria; Squamata; Gekkonidae. Gene Ontology annotation, molecular function: protein heterodimerization activity; structural constituent of chromatin; DNA binding. The transcript has 4 exons. The coding region runs from base 487 to 897 and encodes 136 amino acids. Gene Ontology annotation, cellular component: nucleosome. The record is from RefSeq and is a predicted model, not a curated record.
AGUUGGCCUGACCUCGCGCCGGUUCUUGACAGUUGGGGCUGCUCCCGCCGGACCGUUGACCGGGACCUCGCGCUUCUCCCCUGGUUGCUGGACAGACAGGGGAGAAGGCAAAAGCCUGCAAGAGGGAAUCCCCCGCUCGCUCUCUUUUCUCCCUCUCUCGCGGCGUGUCUUUUGUGUUUGUACACACAGAGGCGGCCGCGGGACGCUUAGAGUAGGCAGGGAGGAAGGCGCGCGGGCGUGGCCUAGCUUUCCCUCCAUUGUGUGCCAUUGGCUGCGGGGCGAGGUGAAGGCGUGACCUGGGCGGGCGCGAGGCGUAGCUAAGCAGCGGCUACGGCCCUCACGAGUCAGCCAUCUUUCAAUUGUGCUCUCAGCCGCCGUCGCCGCCGCCCGCAGUAGCUUUAGCGCCUCCUUGCUCUUCCUUGCCUGCUCGGCAGCCGCGCACAGUCUAAGCGGACGAGGGUGUAAGGAAGAGAAGUUCGCGGGAACAUGGCUCGUACCAAGCAAACUGCCCGUAAAUCCACCGGUGGGAAGGCGCCCCGGAAGCAACUCGCAACAAAAGCCGCUCGCAAGAGUGCGCCCUCUACUGGUGGGGUCAAGAAACCUCAUCGCUACAGGCCAGGUACUGUGGCUCUUCGUGAAAUCAGGCGUUAUCAGAAGUCGACUGAACUUCUGAUCCGCAAACUUCCUUUCCAGCGCCUGGUGCGUGAAAUUGCUCAGGACUUCAAAACAGAUCUGCGUUUCCAGAGCGCAGCUAUUGGUGCUUUGCAGGAGGCAAGUGAGGCCUACCUGGUUGGCCUGUUUGAAGACACCAAUCUGUGUGCUAUCCACGCCAAACGUGUCACAAUCAUGCCAAAAGAUAUCCAGCUAGCACGCCGCAUACGUGGAGAGCGUGCUUAAACUCUACUAAGAUGGAUUUGCCAUUCUCAAAACAAAUAAAAUCUCUUCUUCCUGUUAUUGGUAGUAAUGAACGUUAGAUAUUUUUUUCCAUGGGGUUAAAAGGUACCUAAGUAUAUGGUCGCAAACGAAAAAAUAGGGACAGAAUCUGGUAUUGGCAAGCUCUUUUUUGUUUUCAUUUGUGUGUGGAUUUUUAAUAUAAACAUGGGGACAUAUAAAGCAUUAUUGCUAUCAAAAACCAUUUCAUUGAACAAGUUUCAGCAGUUCAACUUUAUAAAGUAUAAAUACGCCAGUCAAACUUUUCUGGACAAUGCCAGCAUUUGGAUUUUUUUAAAAAAACAAAAUAAGUAAAUUUCUUAUUGAUGGCAACUAUAUGGUGUCUAACAUUUUUAUCAUACAGUAGAUUCCAUCCAUUCACUAUACUUUUCUAACUAAGUUGUCCUACAUGCAAGUACAUGUUUUUAAUGUUGUCUGUCUUCUGUGCUGUUCCUGUAAGUUUGCUAUUAAAAUACAUGAAAUAA